GAAUAAUUAGCUUAAGAGAGAAAAUGCAUAAAUGCAAGUCAUUUCAAAGAGAAUACAUCACACACAAACACAAAUGUUGUCACCAAUAUUUGCACUAUAAAUAGCCAAUAAAAACUGUUGCUUGUCAUCAGUUCAUUCAGCUCCAUUGCAAAGAACACAUUAAAAAAAACACCAAAAACAAAAUGAAAUUCCUGGUUUGUUUGGCUCUCUUCAUUGCUGCCGCCUCAGCUGGUGUUGUAGCUCCACUCACCUCCACCUAUAGCGCUGCAGCUUUACCAGCUGUUGCAACCUAUGCUGCUGCUCCAGCCUAUACUACCUAUUCAGCUGCUGUUCCAGCUUACUCUUCUGUAUACUCUGCUGUUCCCGCCUAUACUUCUUACUCUUCGGCCUAUUCUGCUCCCGUUGUGUACUCUAGCUCGUUUUUGAAGAAAUAAUAAGGUGAAUUGUUGUUUUGUUGACUUGGAUUUUGUAUUCUUUGAGAUUGGAAUAAUUCGGAACUGGUUUAUAUAAUAAUAAAAAAAUAAAUUGAAAAUGUGAAUAAAAAUUAAAAGCAAAAUAGAAA
Messenger RNA from Musca domestica (house fly), 562 nucleotides. RefSeq names its product vitelline membrane protein Vm26Ab-like. The record is from RefSeq and is a predicted model, not a curated record. The transcript is spliced from 2 exons. Lineage: Eukaryota; Metazoa; Arthropoda; Insecta; Diptera; Muscidae. Bases 183 to 434 code for a protein of 83 amino acids.